AUGCCCGAGUCGGCUUCCUCCAAACUCUCGACGCUUCAGCGCAAGAGCGCCUUUUCCUGCGAGGCCUGUCGCAAACGAAAGGUCAAAUGCAACGGCGCCAGUCCGUCGUGUUCCCGGUGCUCAGCCCGUGGCGAUGUGUGUGUCUACAGCCUAGCACCGACUCUAUCCUACACCAAGACCCUAGAAACCAAAAUCGCGGAUUUAGAGGCGAAGCUCGCCAGCGCACAGGGCGAUCGAGCCGGCGACAUCGACAAGCCAUCCAAACCCAGUCCCCAUGGCUCAUCCGGAGAAUAUUCAAGCAGCGCGGCCCAGACGCCCGAGCAAGACGAUGGAAGCGCACCUCAGGAGCUCGCCAACGAGUUUGACGGCCUCACGAUAGAAUACGAUGGCCGUGUGUCUUUCCAUGGUCCCACCAGUCUAUUCCAUCUUCUCCCGAAUGACACGGUCAACGAUGCGGCGUCAUCGCGUCACCAGGCCUUGGAAGUGGAAGCUCGCAAAGAGCGCCUCGUCAACAACGCUUGGCGCGAAAGGGCGAUAGAGCAAUUAUCUGGGAUGCCUGAACCGUUUCAACACCUGGUUGACUUUCAUUGGUGUUGGAUCCAACCGCUAUUCAACUUUAUAUAUCGGCCUGCCUUCACUCGCGAUAUGAAGGUAGCGGGGCCGUACUACUCAGACAACCUACUAAACGCAAUGUUAUCGCACUCAAUACGCUGGUGUAUGCGAGACGCCAAAGUCCAACCCUUGAUUAAAUCAUUCGAAGGAGGUGCGCGGUUCUUUCAAGCCGCUGUUUCGGGCACCUUCGACACCCUGAGAGUCGGCUUUCCCACAAUUCCAACCGUGCAAACGCUACUUCUAUUAAGCGCCCAGGAAUCUGGCAGAGGGCAUCGCGCCCAGGCCUGGCUCUAUAGCGGCAUGGCCUUUCGUUUGGUGGAAGAUUUGGGCAUCUCAAUAGAUAGUCGGAAAUAUUCGCGAUCCGUAUCCUUCAGUGACGAAGACAUUGAGAUUCGCAAUCGUUUAUUUUGGAGUUGCUAUUUCUGGGACAAACUCAUAUGCCUCUAUUUUGGCCGAUCACCUAGCAUUCAGAAUUCUCGAGUCAGUCCGCCACGAGUAUUGUUGGACGAUACCGCUGAAUCUGAAAUCUGGUAUCCUCAUGGGGUCACAUUUCCCCAAGGUGCUGAAUACCCACCAAUGCAGGCCCAUUCGACGUCCUGUUUUGUGAAAAUGUGCGGAUUGGCCGAGAUUCUCAACCAGAUUCUCGUUCACAUUUACGACCCCCUUCGACAAACAAGCGAUUCAGAGUUUAGAAAUUGCAUCAUCCAGCAAGAAAAAAAUCUCAGCCAAUGGUGGGACGAGCUUCCUGACUUCCUACGGCUUGUGGCAGGCGAGCUUCCUCCCUAUUGCCCGCCAAGCCAUAUCGUAACCCUGAACUGUCUAUACCACACUGUCAAUAUUCUACUCCAUCGCCCAAUUAUGUGCGGUAGGCCACUUGCAGCAAACGGCAGCCGUCCAGACAUGAAUCACCUCGUACAAUGUAUGAGCUCGGCCACAAGUAUUCUCGCAUUGUUUGACUUGUACCGACGGACAUUUGGUGAUCGACACGUUGUGCUGUCUUUGGCAUAUAGUCUAUAUACGGCAACAUCAAUCUUUUUGCUGGAAAUCAAAGCAUUAAAGUAUGCUGCAGGGGCCACGGUUGAAAAGGUCAAGUUUUGUGUUUUCGCCCUAGAGAGGGUAAAAGGCGCAAAUAACGUCAUUACUACUGGCCUCGGCCUCAUUUAUCAAGAGCUGCAAAAGCUCCAAGUCGACAUACCGAUACCGAUACCUCUCAACAUGGACCGACCCUCACCCAACACCCAAUCCACAACAAACUCGCCACAAUCUAACCCUAUACCCAGUCGACAUGUAUCACCAGCCAUAUCAACUCCCAAUUCCCUUCAAAUGCCUCCACCCAGUACCUCGACGAGCACACCACCUAUACUAAAUUACCACCAUUUUCAAAAUCAGCUGCCUGUCUAUGACCCUGCUUCCCAAGUUGCUUUUGUUCCUGACCUUGCCGCACCCCAGCAUCAUACCGGCCCGAUGCCACCUGGAAUAGUCCUCAAUCAGGAUGGUUCUUCUAUGCGAUACGAACUCCAUUCUGACAUCUAUGAGGCAUUUUCGUUUGUCGAGCCCAUGAACCCUAGCAUGGCGCCAGCUCCAUACGAUCCAACCACGUGGACAAUGAACACCGGUACAGGUGGUACUCAAUAA
Messenger RNA from Talaromyces rugulosus, 2247 nucleotides. RefSeq lists its product as uncharacterized. The record is from RefSeq and is a predicted model, not a curated record. The coding region runs from base 1 to 2247 and encodes 748 amino acids. The transcript is spliced from 8 exons. Gene Ontology annotation, molecular function: DNA-binding transcription factor activity, RNA polymerase II-specific; DNA binding; zinc ion binding. NCBI's taxonomy places the organism in Eukaryota, Fungi, Ascomycota, Eurotiomycetes, Eurotiales, Trichocomaceae. Gene Ontology annotation, biological process: DNA-templated transcription; regulation of DNA-templated transcription.